Lycium barbarum (goji berry) is the source of this 426-nucleotide messenger RNA. RefSeq lists its product as uncharacterized. The transcript has a single exon. The record is from RefSeq and is a predicted model, not a curated record. The coding region runs from base 1 to 426 and encodes 141 amino acids. NCBI's taxonomy places the organism in Eukaryota, Viridiplantae, Streptophyta, Magnoliopsida, Solanales, Solanaceae.
AUGGCAUCAUCAUCAACUUCUAUUCUUUCGACCUCAUUUCUUCCAUCCAAAACCAUUUUUUCUCAGAGAAGAAGAUCAUCAACAAAUACAAGAAAUAUAUUGACUUUGGCUAUGAGAAAAGAAGCACAUGAUCAGAACUAUUAUAAUGGUAGACAUGUGGAUGAAAACAUGAAAAUGAUCGAGAAGAAUUACGAGCCGCCAGCAGAAUGGAAAAAUUGGGAGAAGAGGUUUUAUGGGAAUUAUAAUUCGAGUAUUUGUGAAGCCAUGGGAUUUUUGCAAUAUAUGUUGAUGAAUACAAGGCCAAGCUUAGCUUUAGGCAUGGUUGCACUUGUUGCAUUGAGUGUGCCCACAUCAACUAUUGGUAUACUUUUUCAUCUCUUAGAGUUUACUAAAGGGAUUUUGGCUGGUGUUCAUAUUAUUAGUUAA